Molecule: messenger RNA, 3294 nt
Organism: Gorilla gorilla gorilla (western lowland gorilla)
Lineage: Eukaryota; Metazoa; Chordata; Mammalia; Primates; Hominidae
Product: large ribosomal subunit protein eL27-like
Exons: 1
Coding region: 2065-2400 (111 amino acids)
Biological process (GO): translation
Cellular component (GO): ribosome
Molecular function (GO): structural constituent of ribosome
Source: RefSeq, a predicted model, not a curated record
UAUCUAAUAUAGACAAAAGUACGUGGAAAUAGGAACACUGAUAUUUUUCUGAUGGAGAUAUUAGUUGGCAAAACCUUUCCAGAGGUAAAUUUUGAAAUAUUUUAAAACAUUAAACUCAUUCACAUGCUAUAACCUGUAACUUCACUCUACUAAUUUGUCCUAAUAAAAUAUUCAGAUAAACAUAACCAUUUAUGGCAAAUAAUAUUAAUAUCAGAAUUUUUAUGAGUCCAGCAAAAGGUGGAUUAAAAGACACAGUAGGCAAAUGGGAUACCAAGUUGUCGUUAAAGAACUAGCUAAAAGCUAAAGGAAAAUCUUGCUAUCUAAUGUUAAGAAAAAAGAAUGAUUCAAAAAUAGACACAGAAAUGUGUAUACACCUUACAAACCUGGUGAAUCCUGAAAGACUCUUGUUAAGACAAACUGGCUAAGAGUGAUUUAAGCUUAGAAAGACACCUUGGUCCUUCCAAGAUUUAAAACUAGGCAGAGCCCUCUUCUUGCUGAUAUUCAUCCCAUGGGCCACUUUAUUCAUAAUAGAUCCUUUCAUACAUACUGAAAAUCAGUCAUGGCAGCCCUUGGUGAGCAAGUGUCAUAAAGUACUCCUUAGCAGGCUAGGCUGUGAUCCCAGCACUUUGGGAGGCAGAGGAGGGUGGAUCACUUGAGGCCAGGAGUUUGAGACCAGGCUGGCCAACAUGGUGAAACCCUGUCUCUACUAAAAAUACAAAAAUUAGCCAGGCCUGGUGGCACAUACCUAUAAUACCAGCUAGUUGGGAGGCUGAGGCAUGAGAAUUUGCUUGAACCUGGGAGGCAGAGAUUGCAGUGAGCCGAGAUUGCACCACUGCACUCCAGCCUGGGUGACAGAACGAGACUCUGUCUAAAAAAAAAAAAAGAACACCUUAGCAGCCCAGGGGCGGUGGCUCACGCCUGUAAUUCCAGCACUUUGGGAGGCCAAGGUGGGAGAAUUAUUUGAGCCCAGGAAUUCAAGGCCAUCGUGGCCAACAUAGUGAGAACUUGUCGCUACAAAAAAUUUUUAAAAAGUAGCCAGGUGUGGUGGCCUGCCCAUGUGGUCCCAGUUGCUAAGGAAGCUGAUGGCAUCACUGCACUCCAGCCUGGGUGAGAUCUUGUCUAAACAAAACAAAGCAAAACAAAAACAAAAACUCCUUAGCACUGUCACAACACCUAGCUUUUAAGUACUUGAACAAAAUUUUAGCUUUCAUCUGAAUUAAUGCUUGGAUGAUAGGCAGUCAAAGUUGAUGCUAGCUCUCUAAUCACAUACUCAGUAUUGUUUCCAUUUCUUUGAUUACUUUCCCUCAUUUUCUGCUAAUUGCUGUUCAUUGCAUAGACCCCGCCAGCAUUUUUCACAUUUUGAACCUUUUUGUCUUUCCGAAUCACUCUGUUGACUAAGGAUCCAUCUCUUACCCGCUUGCAACACAUGAUUUUUCUUACCACAUUCAAUCUGUUAAUCUGUUUUAUUUUCAUCAUAAUCCUAAACCUAUUCUCAAUAGCACAUUGAGCAUUCUGAAUUGUUUUUGCAAUUAUCAGACACUGAGGUUAAUAAUGUUGCAAAACACCUAAGAUUAAAUACAGCAAAUCUGCUGGUAAUGGAAAAUUAGCUGGCCAAGGCUAAGACGACCACGGCCAACUGCUAUUGUCAUCUGUCGAGGGCAAGCGAAGUUGAAACACUUUUACUUUUGGAGGAAAGUAUUUUCCAUCUCCGUGAAAGUUCACAGCUGGCUAGGUAUGGUGGCUCACGCCUGUAAUCCCAGCAAUUUGGGAGGCUAAAGCAGGAGGAUCACUUGAGGCCAGGCGUUUGAGACCAACUUGGGCACAUAGCAAGACUCCAUCUCUACGAAAAAUUUUAAAAAUUAGCUGGUUAUGGUGGUGCAUGUCUGUAGUCCCGGCUACUCAGGAGGCUGACGUGUGAGGAUCCCUUGAGCCCAGGAGUUUGAGACUAAAGUGAGCUGUGAUUGCACCACUGCCCUCCAGGCUGGGUGACAGAGUGAGACCCUGUCUCUUAAAAAGAAAAAGGAAAGUUCCUUUUUGCUGUAGGCCCGAGUGGUUGCUGCUGAAAUGGGCAAGUUCAUGAAAGCUGGGACGGUGGUGCUUGUUCUGGCUGGAUGCUAUUCUGGAUGCAAAGCCAUCAUCGUGAAGAACAUUGAUGAUGGUACCUUAGAUCGCCCCUACAGCCAUGCUCUGGUGGCUGGAAUUGACCGCUGUCCCCGCAAAGUGACAGCUGCCAUGGGCAAGAAGAAGAUCUCUAAGAGGUCAAAGAUCAAGUCUUUUGUGAAAGUUUAUAACCACAAUCACCUAAUGCCCACAAGGUACUCUGUGGAUAUCCCCUUGGACAAAACUGUCAUCAAUAAGGAUGUCUUCAGAGACCCUACUCUUAAACACAAGGCCCGAUGAGAGGCCAAGGUCAAGUUUGAAGAGAGAUACAAGACAGGCAAGAACAAGCGGUUCUUCCAGAAGCUGCGGUUUUAGAUGCUUCGUUUUGGUCAUUAAAAAUUGAAAAGAAAAAAAAAAGGAAAGUUCACAGAUGGCCAAACUUUUCCACAGCCAUGGUACCGUCCUAGUGAAGUACAUUUGAGACAAUAGUCAUCAAAUUACAUAUAAAUACGUAAUCAACCAAAAUUAUUUUUAGAUAGUUCAGUUGGUUUACGCUGUCUGAAUUGGCGGAGUCCGGGGGUUUGAUUUCUGUGUCAGUUACUUGAAGAAAAAUUGUGCCACUCAAAUACUCUACACCUAUGUCUAGCCAUGUCACAAAUACCUGCUCUUCAGGGGGCCUAGAUACAGUAUGUCGGGAGACAAUCAUGUCAUUUCCACAGUCCAUAUAGAACAAUGCCGUUACCUGCCUUUGUAAUAAUGUGUGAACCUGGACUCUGCAAACUCAAAACCUCAUGUGUUACCCGCUUGCAACACAUGAUUUUUCUUACCACAUUCAAUCUGUUAAUCUGUUUUAUUUUCGUCACAAUCCUAAACCUAUUCUCAAUAGCACAUUGAACAUUCUGAAUUGUUUUUGCAAUUAUCAGACACUGAGGUUAAUAAUGUUGCAAAACACCUAAGAUUAAAUACAGCAAAUCUGCUGGUAAUGGAAAAUUAGCUGGUCAAGGCUAAGAUGACCACGGCUAACUGCUAUUGGCCAUGCUUCUAUCCAUUAACAGGAAAGAAGACGCCUUAGUCAUAUAUUUAAAUUUUUUUUAAAUUAUGUCAGGCCCUGCGAGGUAGCUCACGUCUGUAAUCUCAGCACUUUGGGAGGCCAUGGUGGGUGGAUCACCUGAAAUCAGGAGUUCAAGACCAGCC